Fonsecaea nubica is the source of this 351-nucleotide messenger RNA. RefSeq lists its product as hypothetical. Lineage: Eukaryota; Fungi; Ascomycota; Eurotiomycetes; Chaetothyriales; Herpotrichiellaceae. The transcript has a single exon. The coding region runs from base 1 to 351 and encodes 116 amino acids. The record is from RefSeq and is a predicted model, not a curated record.
AUGCCCAAAGACCUCACUCCUCCACCAUCACCCCACCACAAACGACGACAUUCGUGUCUCUGCCCCGUCGGCGUCGUCGCCCAAGAACACCACAAAAGUGGAACCGUGUCGCCGGUGCAGAUGACGGUCAAGGAGGCGGCCCAGAGCCAUCAUUACGGCCACCACCACAACAAAUGCAACUGCCAGACUGUCCUUCCAGAAGAGAACUUGGAAGAGAGAUACGGUCUCGUUGGAGAGCCCGCCCCGACACGGCGGAAGUUGAGCCUCGAACAGGGCGCCGCGAACCAACUGGCCAGCAUCAUGCAUGCCGAACUCAUCUCAGACAUGAAGGCACGGAAUAACCAUCUUUGA